CAAAAUUGGGGUCGUUCUGCUAUUUAUAAAACUUGUGGGAAUAUAUUUUUCCUCCUCUUUUCUUUUUCACACAGUAGUGCGUUUUUUCCUGCUCGUCCCUUUAGCUCCGCCGCCGUAUUUCCUCCACCGCCACCGUAUUUCCUCCACCGUCACUGUAUUUCUUCCACCGCCUAAUAAAUGGCGCAUAGGUUGCUGAGAGAUGCAGAAGCAGAUGGAUGGGAACGAUCUGAUUUUCCGAUUAUUUGUGAGUCUUGUCUUGGAGAUAGUCCUUACGUACGAAUGACAAAAGCAGAUUAUGACAAGGAGUGCAAGAUAUGCACACGACCCUUCACAGUGUUCAGAUGGAGGCCUGGUCGGGAUGCAAGAUACAAAAAAUCUGAGAUCUGUCAGACCUGCAGCAAGUUGAAGAAUGUUUGUCAAGUUUGUCUUUUGGAUCUUGAGUAUGGUUUGCCAGUUCAGGUCCGAGACACUGCUCUCAGUAUCAAUUCGAAUGAUGCAAUUCCCAAGAGUGACGUUAAUAGAGAAUAUUUUGCGGAGGAGCAUGACCGCAGGGCGAGAGCAGGGAUAGAUUACGAAUCUUCAUAUGGGAAAGCUCGUCCAAAUGACACUAUUUUGAAGCUCCAAAGAACAACUCCAUACUACAAGAGGAAUCGGGCACAUGUUUGUAGUUUCUUUAUACGUGGUCAAUGUACAAGAGGUUUGGAGUGCCCUUAUAGGCAUGAAAUGCCUGAGACUGGGGAGUUGUCACAGCAAAACAUUAAGGACCGUUAUUACGGAGUUAAUGAUCCCGUGGCUAUGAAGCUACUGAAUAAGGCAGGUGAAAUGCCUUCAUUGGAGCCCCCAGAUGAUGAGAGCAUUAGAACCCUCUAUGUGGGUGGUGUUGAUGCAAGAAUCAGCGAGCAGGAUCUAAGGGACCACUUUUAUGCACAUGGAGAAAUCGAGUCCAUUAAAAUGGUGUUGCAGCGUGGUUGUGCUUUUGUAACCUACACGACAAGAGAAGGUGCAGAGAAGGCGGCCGAGGAACUAGCGAACAGGCUAGUGAUAAAAGGCUUGAGACUGAAACUUCUCUGGGGGAGACCACAAGCUCCUAAACCAGAGACCGAGCUGUCUGAUGAAGCAAGACAGCAGGCUGCUGUGUCACACAGUGGAUUGUUGCCCAGAGCUGUCAUAUCACAACAGCAGAAUCAGCUUCCUCCACCCCCAGGCACACAGGAACAACCCCCACCGAUGCCAUACUUCAACAUUCCGCCAAUGCCUCAGCAAGAAAGAGCAUAUUAUCCGUCAAUGGAUCCUCAGAGGAUGGGUGCUGUAGUUCCAUCUCAGGAGGGGGCUUCUAGUUCAGCUACGGGGUCAGGUCCUGAAAACAAGAGUGGUUCUGAGAAACAACCACAAGUACAGCAGCAUUAUGCGUAUCCACCAGCACCUCCACCUCAAGGUCAAUUUUACCCGCCUUACUAUCCACCCUAUGGCUAUAUGCCUCCACCACUGCCUCAACAUUAUCAGCAGUAUCCCCCGCCUUAUCAAGCUGCCAGACCUCCACCACCUCCUGCUGGUGAGCAAGCAGCUUAUCAGCAGAAGCCUCAACCAGCAGUACCGGCAGCACAGCAACCUUAAUUCAGUUUUGUCCAGCUGCUCCGAUCAAGAAGAAUCUAUGUAAACUGACGUUUUAUAUUUUCAGUACUGCAAAAGAAUUAUUACUAUGCGAGCCAUUUGAAUUGAGUAUUUGAUUCUGUUUUGCCAAUGCAAAUUUCUAUUGUAUUAGGUGCCUCUGUUGCAGUCGUU
Molecule: messenger RNA, 1782 nt
Organism: Nicotiana tabacum (common tobacco)
Lineage: Eukaryota; Viridiplantae; Streptophyta; Magnoliopsida; Solanales; Solanaceae
Product: zinc finger CCCH domain-containing protein 40
Cellular component (GO): Prp19 complex; U2-type catalytic step 2 spliceosome; U2-type catalytic step 1 spliceosome
Molecular function (GO): U6 snRNA binding; metal ion binding; pre-mRNA binding
Source: RefSeq, a predicted model, not a curated record